Spirometra erinaceieuropaei is the source of this 15893-nucleotide messenger RNA. Lineage: Eukaryota; Metazoa; Platyhelminthes; Cestoda; Diphyllobothriidea; Diphyllobothriidae. The record is from the annotation of a GenBank genome assembly.
AUGGACGACACUCUCUCCGACUUUUUGUCUAUCCCAUCCAGCGGGAUGAGCACCAUUGAUAUGCGCAAGGCCAGUAUCAUCAGCACCGACAGUUACACUGACGAGAAGUUUGACCACGUUCCAACUGGCUUAAAGCAGAAGGAGGUGAGUCUCGGAUUGAUGGGCAGUGUUUUCUCUUCAUUUCACUGUCUUCAAUUGUGAAGUCUAGUCAGUUAGGCCAAGCUUUCCAUAAUGACGACUCUGGACUGAUUGUGGUUCUUGGACACACCAGUACAAGUGGCGGAGAGGACAAAAUCUAAACACUUUUAAUUAUUCGGAGUGCAGGAUUGAGGUUAACUUUCGCUAGCUGACAAUGAAAAAGAACUUGAAUUAUGGUAAGGCGGUCGAGGGGGGCAUUUGCAGCGCAUCCUACCCACCUACAAGGCCUUUUCUCAUGGAAUACAGAUGGCAAAACAGGGGAACAUGUCGUGCGUUCAGUGUAGCGUAGGCUAUGCCGAAGAGUAAUGUGGUUAUGGCAAUCAUUACUAACGUAAAAACUUUAAGACAUAUUGCAGAGUUUUACUUUUACUAACACCUUUACUAGUGGACACAGAGACGUCUGGAUAAAAAUUAAGUUUUCUGGGCUGAAACAGACUGAAAUUUAACACGAAUUUCCAUGCAGUUUAUGGUACCUGCUCUCUAAUCUAGCAAUAAGUGUCGAAUUACUUGUUAACACAAAAUUUCCAACGAUGAGUUUGCAUUUUCGUUCUGUGGUACUAAAAACAGGCUAUAAGUGAGUCGAAGAAGUGUGGUGUGUUUAUUGUGCAUCGCCUAAAAGUCCUACCGUAGUAGAUUUACCUGGGGAGUGUUUCAGCGUUGAAGUUAUCUCACCAAAAAGCCCUGAUUUUGCAGUCAUCACAUAAAAUUCAAGGUAGUGGAUCCGACAGGCAGCAAAGUCGGACACUUGAUUAUUUAAGCAAAUACGCUUUCGAAGCCGAAAAACGUUAUAAGUGACAAAAUUACUAGUGAAAUAGGUUUUACGUUUUGAAACAAGGUCAAACAGGUAAGCUAUCGGUAUUGGCGUCAUUUGAUAGGGCAACGAAAGUAUUCAGAGGCCUGUAAUUGUAGCUACGAAAAUUUCUUUAAAUUAAUGGUGAAGGCAAUACCUGUUUUCCGUAAAGCCACGGGACUUACAAAUGAGUACUUUGAUAUUUUCUCUCAGUUGGCGGUUAGGGAAGACGAGCAUUUUGCAUUACUGAUAGACGUGUUAUGCUGUCAUUUUUGAAAAUCCAGCUCGUCAGGCUCUUUUCUGCAAUAUUGUUGUUGAGGUUAGGGAUGCCAAUUCCUCAGUACCUAUGUAUUUUUUCCGUUGUAAGUACUUUAAAAGUUGUUAGUCCGAAAAUUGCAGAUUUAUUUCAUGUUUUUUCGUUUAACUAUCAGAUAGGCGUCUUUCAGUCCUAGUAAAGUAUUUCCAAAUGACCGAAACUACUAAGAUUAAAAGCUAUUAUCUCUAUGCGUGUCUGGCGCUUUGGUUUUUAAGAGAUUAGACGGCAACACCAGAUCUAUCUGGGCUCCAGGCAUAGCACAGGGCUCCCAUCUUCUACCCUGUUAACGAACGAUGUUGAUGCACGCCAACUCCACAGGGUCUAGCAACUUUUCUGCAUGUGACUUUGUAUAAGAAGAACCUUUUCUUCCUAUAAUCAAUACGAAGUCUCAGGAAGUCAUUAAAUACUGCAUAUUUCAUUAUCUUUGCCUUGCUCAAAUGCAACUUAUUAGACUGCUCUGUCCCAUAUUAACAUGUUCCUAAGAUAUGUUAAAGGAAAUGACGGAAACUAUGCAUCUGACAUUACAGUAAUUCGUUGUCGACCUGCCCAUUCGUUUAUAUGGGCAUCUUUGUAUUCGUAUAUAACUCGUUUUACUAAGAUUACAAGGCUUUUUAUGGACCAUUUGGUGGGACACGAGAAUAGGAAGUCCCCCCCCCCCAUAAUAAAAGUGACCUUGUGCUAAAUCCCAGGGUUGAGUCUGGGGUAAUGGUUAAGCUUAGGGGCAAGUUUAGGGUUAGUGUUAGGGUUCGGAGGUUGGAAUAGAUACCCCCUGGGAUAUAGCGUAAGACAACUCGUGCUCUGGGGAGGGUGCCUGUUCUCGUGUCUUAGCAACAAUUUUUUCCAAACCAAGGACUUCAUAUAAGCCGUCGCUGACCAUGUAUUUACAACUUUUGGGACAAACUUGUUUGUGCUGCCUUCUCCUGAGAAGGAAACAGCUUUACUAUUGUAGGCUAUGAGGUAGAAGUUUAAACACAUGAAUCGGCGACGCCUGUAUACUUUACGCAUAGUGACAUUGUCUUAUUUCUAGGCUUGGGAGCUCCCCUUCUUCAAUUCGUCCUAUUUUAUGCUACGUAUUCGCUACUAUUUCGGCGAGAACAUCAUUCUGAGUUUCUUUUAAAUUUGUUUCAGUUGAGCACAGGAAUGUAAUCCUUCAUAUUGCGGAUUGCCUUGUCUAAAUUUUGUCGGGGAGGUGGGGUUAAGGGUAGGGCCUCAGUUAUCUCAAAACGAAGAUUGGCAUGUACGUCCUAGCUCCGCAUCUUUCGAAAGUCAGCCUCCUGAGAUAACUGAACUGUUAUAUAAUUAUACUGCAGGCUUAUUAGUUCUACAACCCUACUUAAUUAAUCUUUUCGAAACGAAAACGCAUUCCGGAAUUUCGGUUGACAUUUCAUGAGUUAGUUCACCUACUAUACGUGUUUUGAUUGACUCUCCCUAGGGCGACCAUUUAGAUAAAAUCCAGAUAACUUGCAAAUCUGUGGAAACAAUCUUUUAAAUCUGGUCGACCAAGCGAAAGCUUUUAUUGAGCCAGUUUUCAGCUUGUGAAGAAUAUUCUUACUCUAGAGAAAUGACGGCUUAUUUUAAAACAGUUUCUAUUAAUCAGUGUCCACUUUAUUAAGACGGACCGAUCUGAAAAUAGUCUCUUGGAAGUGCCAUAGCAUACUAAUUUUUGAAAACGGAAGCGACGCGAUAAAACAGAGUUCCACUUCAAAUAGGUUCUAGGAGAGAGUCGUCGUCGGAAGCAGUCUGCGUUUGACUUACAAAAUUUGAUUUCGCAAGGAAAUACGGACCACCGUAUCGGAAAUGCCCAGCUCCUUACUUUCACGGGGGGGGGGGGGAUUAGGAUUGAAUGUGAGACAUUGGAAUAGGCAUCCCCUGGAAUUUCACGUGAGGUCGCCUGUAGUACGUGGUGUUCAUAUCUCUGUGUGUGGCCCUUGACCCUCCUUGGAAAAUCGUCCAAGUCAUCCUUUUUUCAUUGUGUUUAGACUAAAAUGUUUGUUUUACUUCACAGGCGACCAAUAAUUUGGAAAGCUACACUGGCCAUAGGGCGUGCCAACUGUUGAAUUUCGCAAAGAAGUCUGUUUGCUAAAGAAUUCGCAAUACCUGUACAUUAAUUGCGUGCGCGAGUGAUAGCAGUGGGAGGCUCCAGCUGACUUUGCUUCAAAACAGGCCGAUUUUUGGAAAGACCUUUCAAAAUUUCCUUCUAGCUAGAAGUGCCGAAAAGAUCAAGAUCACGAAAAAACUGGCCGGACAUAGAAACUUGUAAAUAGCAUAACUCCUAGCAGAAAUAUUUGGAACAUACUUGGCAGUUAGAUGACACAUUUUGAAAACAAUUGUACAAUGAUAUGAAGGUUUCCAGUGGCUGUUGUUUGGCGGUAGAUUAUAUCUGAAGACGUUGCCGAAGUUAAUGAUUGAUUAGUCUGGGUUCGAACAAAUGUUGCUACAUUUAAAAGAUACCUCGUCGUCUCUACUCUUUUUUGAUCCACUUCGACCAAUUUAAUUAUAAAUAUUUCCAAAAAUACCUUGCUGAAUGACCUGGAAACCUUCUGCCGGGUUCUAAAGAAGGCAGCCUAAAUAAACCCUAUUCGUGUAUAAAGUUAAUAUAGUUUCUCCGAGUAGUUUGUCAAUGGCUUUGUUCAUUGCAAGAAAGCAACCGGGUAUGACUUCUGUCUGAAAGUUUGGAUUUUCGAAACCCGGCCAUUUAUUUGAAGAAUAGCGCGAGCAUGCGCAAAUCUUCCCUUUGUGCCAGUUAACAAAUGAAAUGUUUAUUUUGUUGACAAAAUAUCACUCACUUUGCCUACAGCCGAACUUUGGUCUACUCUUUGACAUUGACGGUGUGUUGAUGCGCGGUUCAACUCCGAUUCCCGAAGCAAAGGUUGCAAUGGACUUGCUCAAAGGCAAGGAUGGAAAGUUACGCGUGCCGAUUGCCUUUGUUACAAACUCCAUGUCCCCACCGGAGGCAAAGACUAAACACCUGGAGACCAGCUUCAACAUACAGGUAAGUUGGCCUGAGCUGUUGGAGUAUCCCUGGUCAGAAAUUAUAUAAUUUCUGUGCAACCCAAGCAACGAAAGUGCCCUCAGGUACGUCAGCAAAUGGGUUUAAGCCACCAGCAGGGCAUACGUUUAGUCAUUAGUUAUGACUAUUGUCCGCAUUGCCUCACACAUUCAGCCAUCACAUGGGCCUAUUCGUUCGCGUGUGUGUAUGUGUGUGUGCGUUUGGGAGGUCAGGUUGUGCAUGUGCGCGCGCAGACGGGUUCUCUGGUUCUGUCAACUUCUGUGCCUACUCCCUCCAUCAGACAACUGACCAGCACGGAUAAUUGACUGGUGCCUGGAGAGAGCGAGAUUGACAAGCUCAGUGUAAACAAUCUGACACGCUUCAGUCUAUCGAAGUGCGCUAAAAGCCGUGACUUGGAAGGUUGCCAACUGGUGGGAUAACUCGGAGGUCGCAGUCAGCCCACUGUGUGUAUAUCUGUGGAGUAGCGGACUCUUCGAGUGGAAGCUAGACUGCAAUGACUCCUUCUUAAUGUGACCUUUAUGGCAUUCCCACCUGAUGGGAUCGGAGCCGCCCAUCCCGCCUAUUUUGUAUAAACUCCUGGUCAGUGUACGUUGUGGACCAGGGAGUGUGGUGGUACGCCCAGGUGCGAGUCCUCGCCGCCUUGGCCACCUGCACCCUCCCCAACCUCCGGUUUUCUUGGCACCGUGAGAGAGUGCAGCAGAUGUGCGCAAGUCUACUAUCACUUUAGACUAAAUCACACGCAAGUCACCCUCCCUGCCUCCACCAUGCCUUCGAACACACGGUGGACAUCGUCCGUCACGACGGUCGAAAUGCCAGUCAGGACAACUGGUUGACCCGUGUGACCGGGGUCACUUCAGCAUUCCGCGUUACAGUCCACUCAAUUCACGGACCAUGCAGUGGCAUAAUCUUCAGGCGUGACUAUGUGCUGAUCUGACAGACCGAUUACCAGUGAAAGGGUCAUGAACCACAGCGUCUUUCGAAAUGGCGAAUGUUAUCUGUCAUCAGACAAAUCUUCAACCGCCGACAGCUGCAAUUCUGGCAAAUUAAACUAGUGUGCUGGACAGGUGGACAGAGAUUCCCAAGUUACAAUACAGGAAAUGUGAGCAAACGCGUCUCCACGAAACGCCUUUACGAAACCGUUGUUUGGAUUUUUGAUGACCAGAGAACCGUGGCCUGAAAUCUGACUGGACAAGUGGCGCAAAUUGGAAGAAAUUGUCAGCAAAUGACAAUACUUUUGUGCGAAACCGUCCUCACGGUCCCCGAGGAGGUCUAUGUGUCAUAUUCAGUCCAGGUUCUUUUCCGACACAAUUCAUUCUUCCGAGAAACCUUGUUUUCUCUAGUUCAAGGACAUACUAAAGUGGUGGCUAGCCGUUUCAUCAACUUUCUUGAACGCGCAUAUAGCACGAGGACCACGCUCCAGCCCACAUAUGUAGGCCUGGAUUUGCUUAUCUGACCCAAUGAUUGAAAAUCAAGAAAAAUGUUAUUUACCGAGCCGUAUGGGUUUUUAAAAUCCGUCCAAGAUUCCAUCAGGGGAGGGGGCGGACCCAGGAUCUUUGGUUGCUGGUUACAGCUUGCCCGCAGAAGUCACUUUUAAGAGCUCAUUUGAUUAUCCUUCAGCAACUAAGUGGCAUUUAGGUGUUCAAAACCAAAGAGACGUUGAACUGGAAGUGAACCUUUACGAGGAGUACCCAUCAAGCACAAAAUGCUGUAGACCACCCACUUGAACCCCGUAUAGUCCAAGGGCUAGAGCGGAGCAAAGAAAAGUCAACUUGGAUGGCAAAAUGUUCUCAAACAGGCCCAAGAGUGCAGAUCACAGGCAGUGUGGAUAAUACGAGUGGUCGUGUGCAUUGGCGAUUCAGGAAAACGUUUACGCAUUUGUAUAUUUCCAUCCACAUGUGAUUUAUCACACUUUAUAUUCUGUAUCUUCCCCCGACUUUUCCAUCGUCAGCAAUAGCUGCGUGGUAACCACGCAAAGUGCGCUAUAGAUAUUUUUUCUUCAAGCCGUUUUUUGUAAUCAUUUGCGAGGCUGGCUACUCGCAAGAUUAAUCUUGUUACUAUUAGAAUGACUCCUUUCCAAGACGCACGUGGCGGCAAUCAGAGUGAUAAAGACUGGCCACGCGGUAGAUGCGCUGGACCAUCACGGGCAAGGGUAUGCUAUGUAACCUCCUGGGAACACCGUGAUUGACUAUGCUCCUAACACCAACCAUGACCAUGGCUGUACUGGGCAACCCUACCCCGUAACCAGUAAGCAUUUAAUGAGAACUCGAGCGUAACCGCAACCUUAACCCUAGCCCAGAUACCUAACCCUAAUUCUAAACUCCAACCCUAGCCUCAACCGCUAAUGCGGACUAUAACAUAAGUCUGACAACUUUGGCCCUGGGAAUGACCCAACUGCUAAUAUUAACCCUUACUCUAACCGUAUCCCUAACCCCAACCUUAAGCCCAAUCGGGGCAAUUUCGACGUCUAUAAUGCUAGUGAAGAUCAAAAUCCCUGUACCACAUGACCCCUUCGACGACCCAUUGUCGGACAAACCGUUAUGAACCAUAGAAUGGCAUGACUGGCAAAGACGAAGGAGACUGAAGUGCAAAUUUCUGGUUUAUUAGGCGUCGUUAUCCAACCAUACUUAACCCCGAGGUGUGCAAACCCUGGGGCUUGAUCUAGCGACGUGUUGUAUCCAGCUGGUCAACGCUUGAACUUCUUCACGCCUCCUUCGCAAGUGCUCCCACAUUUGGCCCCUGUUGACAUUCUUCCUUCCUCCUUUUUGUAACCCUCUUUUUAGCGUGAUCGGUGUUCUUUUAAUUAACUGGUUUUUGUAUUCUGACCUUGAGCUGGGAAUUCGAUUUGCUCGAACAGUAUUAAAGGAAUUCUUUUUCUUGGGUAUCCAUUGUUGAGGUUUGUCCGUUUUUUAUUAUUACCCUAUUCUAUCAAUAAUAACGGAUAAACACGUAAAUCUGUCUGGCUUAUAAGCGUGACUCAAUUUACCAAGAAUUCUACACGACCUGUUGGUUAAAGGUCCAGUUUCCUGGUCACUGAGCCAGGGAUCAUUGUUUUAUCGGUUACGAUGGGGUAUAUUAAAAUGAUAGAGGGGCGCUCACCGAUCGUGCUACAAAACUCACUCGCUCCGUUGUACCUUGGGAACACAUCACACCUACCUAGAUAUGAUAAGGUGCGUGACUGAAGAAUCACCCAGGGGGAGGGUUACAUACCCUAUCCUUACCGCCUGGAAAUACCAUGCCAUAAUUCACGAUGCAGCUAAACGAUGUUUCUAUUCCAGUCAAAGUCGCCAAGCAGGACUUUAUGCCCCUAUCAGAGCUCUAAGUUUUGUUUCAACCCGUCUUCCCUCCAAUACUGAGAGCUGGAAAUAUUUGCAUUUCAGUGGGUCGGUUUGUUUCACUUAGAUUGCGAUACGAUGAGGAAACUAAUAUUUGGACUCAAAAUUUGUUAGUGAUUAGAAGGGUUAAUCAGUGUUAAGGAUAUAAAAGAGUAAGCUGGAAGAUAGGUUGUCAUCUUACUACAUUUGUUUGCAUUGAACUUAAUCGUCUUUCAGUGGUUUGAACGAUUAUGCUUUGACUUCUCAACAUACAAUUUUUUCCUGAGUCUUUUACUUUUCUCUUGUAACCACAGUUAGAACCGGAGCAAAUCAUAUUCGCUCCCAGCCCCCUCAAAUCGUUUGCUCAGUGGCACAACCACAAAGUCCUCGUCCUGGGUCAAGGUAAUGUUACGGAAUGGGCGAGGGAUUUGGGUUUCACUGAUGUCUACACAAUGGACCAGGUGGCCAAGGCCUACCCGCUUCUUGACAUGGUUGAUCAUGAAAACAGGAAGGCUGUUGUAAGCGGUCGACAUUUAGCCAUUAACUGUUUUCUCUUGACAACUUUAUCGGUUGAAAAAGGCUGCUCUCAUGUUGCAUUCUUUUCACGGAUUAACUUCAACAUCGAUCAAGCGUUCCCUUGGGGCAGUAGCUGAUAGGAUACAUUCUAAUUAGAAUGCCUUAGUUUGGGAAAGUUGGAGCUCAAGUUCGGAAAAUUUCAAAAUUUUCUGAAUUUCGGGCUGUGCAUUCCUCAACUGGCAUAUGUUUUUAAAGAAAAGUCGGAUGUACGCUUUUGGUAGAACGAUAUAUUUUGGAUAGCUUUCGCGUAAUAGGUAAUAGGUUCGACCCAUCUUAUAUCACGUACCGUUGGACUUUUUAAAUUGCUUAGGCGUCGGUUACAAGUUAAGCAGUCUACGCUCACACCAGCUCGUAGCUAAAGCGAGGGAUUAUUCAACUUAAAAGUGCAUUAUUACGAACUAACUCAAAUUCGGUUCCAUGGCAUCCGACAUGGGCUUCCCGUAUCACUGGCUGAUUACUCAGGAUAUCGCACAAAUAAAAAUUCUUGCGUCCAGCUUCUUUUUUGACGAUACAGCGACCGUGAAGUUAAUCAGGUGUAAUAUUAAUUUGCGAGUCCAUGGAAACUAAGGCCCAUUGAUUUCACUGAAAUUCAGACCUAAGGUCGCCGCAUUUCGGAACCACUAGGUGAAUUUUAUCUCAGGAAAAGAGCAGAAAGAAUACAUUCACAACUAUUGCACCAAUUAUGUAGCUGGGAGGACACGAAAAUGAAUACUCCUCGUAUUACAGGCGGCUUUGGGCCAUAUUCGAAGGGGUUCUGGUACUAGUGUUAGGCUGCGGAUUAGGAGGGUUAGGACUAGUUGGGACAUGGAAAUAUGUAGCCAUGGAAUUCAUCACAAGGUCACCUGCAAUAGGAUGGUGUCUUAUUCCAAUGUCCAGAUAUGUAUUCUUAUUUCAGAGUGCAUGCUUGUGUGAGCUCAGACUUGAGAGACGUCGUUUGUAUUUUCUUGCGUAAUCUGUUUAGAACAAAAACAAUAACAGCCCAGUUACUUGCCUUCCUGUUGGUCCCGAGGAAUAGGCACAAUUAUUACAUACGAUAUGACAAUCAGAAUCUACUUGAAGUCUGGUUCAAUGUUUCUGUCUCUGUCACCUACUGAAGAUGUGCAGUGAGUGACCGAUCUCAUGAAAUGUUGGCCGAUAUUCUGAAAUGCGUUUUCGAUUAGGAAGGAUUACUUGGUCGCGUUUGUAAUACUCCUUAUCUUGUGGCAUACUCAUAACAUUUCGGACUUGGCAGGAUGUUGGCUUUUGAAUACACUUCUUUUCAAUCUCCUGUAGAAAGUGUGCUCGGUAAAAAAUGACUACUUAAGUAGCAUGCAUUUUUCCCAUCGAUUUUCGAUGGUCUUGCAAAUUCAAAUAUAUUUUAUAGAAACCAUAAACAAAAUAUGAUCAUAAGAGUAUGCCGCAAGAUAAUCAGUAUUACAACCGCAACCAAGUAAUCCUUCCUAAUCGAAAACACACUUCAGAAAUUCAGCUAACAUCUAAUGAGAUCAGUCACUCACUGUAUGUUUGCCGUUAUAGGGGUAUGCAGCCCUCACCAGCACUCGAUAAAUUUUCCGGUCUUUUAAACUGUCUGCUCUUUUACUUCAAGUGGUUGUAUUUUCAGGUUCAGCCUGUAGGAGCUACUCGCUUUUUCUGAAAAUAUUUAGAUCCUGGGUACCUGAUUUUCCAUAUAAGGCGCGGAAGUUGAGAGAAAGUACUACCUCAACAUGCAACUUUCUAGAGUAAAAGACGAGUUUCGCUGUGUGUGAUUGUAAAUCUAUUGAGCAAAGCACGUACCUAGCUUUGGAUUAAAUAACGUAAAACCGUGUUGCUUAACCACUUUUUGUCCGGACAAACUGACCAUUUUUAUAAGUGGGUGUAGUUACUAAAGAUUAGAGGAGAUAUUUAUUUUUUAACUCCGAAAACUCACGCCAUAGACACUAUUGCCGCUUCACAUGCCACUGGUUAGCAUCUGUGACCUGAUUUGGCUAAAAUUGAAAGCUGUCUAACCCAACUGUGUUGACUGUUAGCCAGAGCCGCAAUAAAAAACAAAACGUCCACCCCCUUUAUACAACCAGGAUGGAUUGGUGAACUACAAUCCGACGUGACUGAAUAUUCCCGGUCUCAGCGGGCAGGAGUUGUUGCAAUUACUACCAUAGCGCAGCUGCAAACAUGCCUAAUCUCACGCAUGCGUACUCGCAAUAUUUUUCGAUGUCUUGCCUAUUUUCGUAGUAGCUAGACACCGGCUCGUGAAUACAUGUAGCAUGCAAGAUCAAAAAAUUACCUGUCUCUGGUCAGGAUAGUACUAUAGAGCCGAGAAUGCAGCAAAAACAAAGCGGCGCUCUCGCUACGACUUCCUCAUACAGACUCCUCGUUAUGUGCGCAAGGUGAGAUAUCCCGGUAAGGUUUAUUCACAAGGAUUCUUUAAACAUGUUAAGAAUGUUGUCGUCAUAGUAGUAAUCGGUAUUUCUUUAGCCACAGACUGUAGAUGCUAGUGCUAGGCCCCAUUAACCCAGAAAAUAAUGUUAAGCGUCUUGCCGACUCUCUCGUACUAAUCAAAUGAACAUUUUAGGCAAAGGGCUACACGGAGGACAAGGACUUCCCGCGAAUCGAAGGUGGGUCUUCCAGUCUUUCACACUUUUCCGAUUUACGGCCCCUUCAACUUACUGCCCUCCACACUGAGUACGGAAUAAUCUAUUGUUUGGUUAACUUACAGCAAUCCUACUUCUGGGCGAGCCAACGCACUGGGAGAUGCAUCUUCAGCUGCUUAUUGACCUUCUUGUCACCGACGGUAAGCCAGAUCGGAAGCCGACGACGUACCCUGACAGUCAUCUUCCCAUAAUUGCGUGUAACAUGGAUCUCCUCUUCAUGGCUCAAGCCUCAAUGCCCAGGCAAGUGACUUAGGCGAUUUGAUGCGAGUUACAUUGCGUCUAGACUAUACUCUGAUCCGUACCUAUCACCCUGCUGCAGUCGACUAUUGACCGGCCAUUUAAAAAAUGCCAUUGUGCUUAAAUGCAUGUGCCAGGUUAUUCAUCGUAAAGGCAGCUAUUUCCUUCCUUAUCGAGCGAAUAAUUGUCAGGGUUGGAGUCAUAAUGACUGCUUUUCUCAAGGAAAGACCACCGUUUGUGCAUACCUUGAGGUCAUCUGUGCGUAAGACGUUCUCUCUUUUCCUGCAAACUGUCCCGGGUUUUGUCACCAACGUCAAACGGAAACUCGAAUUUUUAAAACACCCUUCAAAAAUCCGGUAGUGAGGUCGGCGAAAUAUGGCCUCGUAGGAGAUAAAUAGGCGUAAUUGCUCCCUACUAAUUAACUUAGAAAAGUUCGCAGGUAUAAGAGUUUGUGGCAUCCAGAACAAAUGAAAACUGAAAACGGGACUGUUGUUGUUGUCAGUAUCAUGACAAUAUUGCCUGGUUUCAUUGAGUUGUAAUAAGCAUUUGAUGAUGAGAACAAAAGUUGGGCACAAUUCUUAGAAAUCUUAUCAACGACACCUAUAUUCAGCAGAAGCCGCUGCGUUUGCGUAGAACAUGGCCAGAGGCGUGGUCGUCUAUAUUCUUAAGGAAAGAAGAUACUAUAGACUCUUAGUUGUUACUUAUAGGAGAAAAUACCUGAAAAAUUGCUGCCUUUAUGGCCGUUUAUAUAUGUAACGCACUUAACAGUUUGUUUGGCCCUUUUGAUCCAACUGACGUUGUUGCCUAAUCUGAAACCCGCCUGCAUGGGAAGAUGCCGUGCACUUCGUAAGUCGCAGAAGAACAAAAUGGAGAUGAAAAUAUGCAUAAGUUUGUAACAAUGUUCAGUUAUGUUUGUGUCAUCACUUCCAGUCAGCUUUCUGCGGAGACGUUAUCAAAUUCAUCUAAGAAAAUAGAUAGUUAAGGCGGAAGGUAACUGCUCUUCGGACUUGAUGACUUAUCAACAGUAGGCUGUUAGAAUACUCUUAUAAAAAAUGAUAAUUUCUAGUCCCUAGCAAACACUUCUUAUCUAACAGACCCAUUUCUUGCAGCAAGCAGCGUUUACUUAUUCAGUCAAAAACGCAUUCCAUGUGCUUCUUACCAAAGCGGCUUCUUUUGACUUGUGUUGUUUCCGUUCCUCAUGUAGGUGUCGUUUUUAAUAUCACUCCCACAUUACGACACCAGGAGCUGGAUGUUUUUGAGCUCAUGAGUAAAGUGUUUGUCAAAAUGCAAUAGAAAUUUCUCCCUCUCAGGUAUUCUGCUAAUAGCAGCCGAAUCCGUCUUAAAGAUGAACCUCAAACUUGAUCCGCAAGAAUAAAUUAAAUUAGACUUCGUCGUUGUCGUCUGUUUCCAUGUUCGUUUAAAGAAACGAAAACUGAACAUCAGGUAUAUCAGUUUUUCCGCUGUUAAAGCGAAAUUCAGGUGGAUUCACCAACUUUUAAUUACGCAGGUCCCGUCGAAAAAACAACGAUCCUGAAAAUCCUCUCAAAAAUUUGUGAGCCCAGAGAAAUGAGAUGAUUUUCUUUUGGAUAUGCUAGUUUGUUUGGAUCGUAUCACAUCAAACCGUACUUUCACAGUGUUUGCGCUAUAAAUAAUGCAUGCGCUACGGAAUUUGAGACCCUGGAAUCGUUUUUUCACUACUGUGCCUAUGUGUGAUCAGACUUUGGCAAAAAUAAAAAGAUUUUAAACAGAGGUUCCUAAUGGCGUUAGAAUUCUGACUAAAAUUGAAGUAGCAAGUCAAUUUCCAUGAAUUUGGAGUUUGAUGCCCGGACGAUUUAUCUCGUAGUGAUUGUUUUAGUUACACACAUUUUCACGAAUGUUGGUUCGUUCAAACAUUUCCGAUAUUGUCGGUAGAUGCCGAACUAGGCUGAAGUGUUUUCAGAAAAAAAGUUAACCCGUGCCUUGUGCCCUGACCAGUUUACGUUGAAUGUGUCGGUCUUUUUUCUACAUUUUUCGCCCGCGAGAUCGAAGUAUUUACUCUAGGACUUCGUCUCUCCGUAACAGCGGAGCCCACAGAUUUUACUGAGCAGGCCCUUUUUCGACCAUGCACGUGAUUUAGUUAAUUGCGAUCGUCUCACUGUUUACUAUAUUCCACUUUUUUACAGAUUCGGACACGGAGCAUUUCUUGUCUGUCUGGAGUCGUUGUACGAGGUAAUUCAAACCUGAUGUCAUCUCGCUUUGUGUGCCUUUUUGGAUAUUUCAAAAACUCUGCUCUUCGAGAGUUUCAGCAUAGCAAUAUAACGAGAAUGCAGAUUUUAUGUGUCGACUACCCUUAUCUCAUAGUCUCAAACUUUUGAGCUAAAGUGCAAUGGCAUUGUUGGAUUUAUUUGGGCAGGAAUAAGCUGCGUUUUAUUAGUAACCAUAAUGUUGGUCGAGUUGCGUUCUAAAUCAAAUUUCUCAUCUACGGAGCAAAAACAGUCUCACGAUUCCGUGGUUGCGGCAUGGCGACAACGUUCAAAUGCAUUGAGGAAAAUUUCCACAGGGAUACCAUUACAAUAAAUUCGGUUAAAAUGUUUUCGAAACAUAAUCGGUUUCUACGGUAAUCGUGCGCCUUGUCUUCUUAUUUGACGCGUAUUUCGAAAGAGCAAAGAUAAAGCAGGCGGGAGAGAGUAAAAUGUAUCUUCGACUGUGCAAAACGGGGAAAAACCCGAUACAGAGCCUUAUAUUACAGUCCUCUAACAUUGAGCAGUUUUUCGAGGGAGCACUAUAGGUCGAUGGACGAGGUAAUUCGAAUAAAGAUGAUGAACUAGACGAUCAGAAUCCUGUGUUAGAUUUCCAAAAAUGGCGGUACUCAACUCGCUAGGGAUUCUUUGGUUAAGCACAAGAUAUAUCUACUUCCUUUGUGCGCGCACCCCAUCCUCUCUAGGUAAUCCCCCUUCCAGUAAGGUGAAUACAGUUGACUAAUAUACCUACUGACACCUUUCUUGAGGGUAUUUGAGAAAAAUUUAGCGUACUACAGGAGUUCUGAGAGAUCUUCAAUAUUACCUUUCAACUGCGAUCACCCGGUUAAUUUUUAGGUUUUCGUCAUUUUAUUGAUAUGUUUCGAGGUUGUGACCUCCAUUUAAGCAGCUUUCCGCGUCUGUGGAAUAGAAAAACUCAGUGACACUGACGUUUUAGGUUAUUUCCGCGCUCCCAAGAGCACUGCCACCCAAAGCACGGUUUUCCCAAAGGUGUACAUAAUAUCCCCGUGAUCGUAAUUAAAUCAAACGCAGGCCGCAAAACUUUCAAAAUAAUAUGGCACAAUCAAGAAAGUAAGGAGUCUAAUUUAUAAGUAGUACUAAUGAGGACCGAAGAAAAUGAAGUGGUGAUUUCUGGUUAGUGUGCCAUUGUCAGUCAGUCAUAUUCCAGUCCCUGGUGACAAAGACCUGCAGCUUGAGGGAAGUCGUUGAUUUUUCAUUAGUGAUCAACUGAGUUGGAUGUUAUGCUUCUGCUCUGAGAAAUCGAUAAUUUUAGAGACACAUAAAGGCAGGGUUCUGCGAUCCGGCCUGAUUUCAGGGAUAUUGCGAGCAGAAAUGAGAGCCCUGGGUAGGUUCUCCAGGCCACUGCAGAAGGCUCCUAUUCCCUUAGUAGGCAGGCCAGAUCUGUGAUCGCCGCGCUUCUGUGACUUGGAGUCCGAGGACAUUUUUUUUCUCCUACCAGACGUAAAUAAAGAAAAUUAAUUCAUGGAAUAUGAAGUGUGUAUAUGGCAAUAUUAGUCGGCAAGAGUUUGCAUACUACCGAUAUUCUCUUAAUGAGCUUUUUUAAAUCCGGUCGUGUAUGUGCUUUUAUCUGCCUCAAAAACCCGUUUUAACGCAUAUUAUUUCAUUUUAGCGAGUGACAGGACAUCCCCUUCGAUAUACCGCAUUGGUUGGGAAACCCAGCGAGAUCACUUAUCGUUUUUCGGAACACAUUUUGAGCAAGACAGCCCUCCGCAUGGGCUACACGCGCCCAAUAAGGAAAAUUUACUUUUUCGGGUAGGUCCAUACCAUAAUGUAGCUAGUGCGCCCUCAUAUCUACUAUAAUAUCUAUUGUGUUCUGCGCACUUCACCUUUUGAAAGAUCAUUUAUUCUAAAUAACGUUUAGUUGUCAAUCGUUAUUCACUAAUUGAACUUAAACAAUUGGGGCGUCAGAUGGUUGCUCAUUUCGCUGUAAGAAAUUAAAAACUCACCUCUCCACGCCUAGGGACAACCCCGAGGUGGACAUAUUGGGCGCCAAUCUGUAUAACAUGUAUCUUCGACGUUAUCGUCGUUUAUCUGGUGGCCGUGAGGUAGCUCCCCCUGAGCAAGGCAAGUUGGACAAAAAGGCAGCAGUUGCCUCGUCUAGGACGGUGCCAGCCGACGCAGCCUUUCUUCCUCAGACUGCCCGUGGUGUCGAAUGUGAGUUGAUUUGUCUAAAAUGUCGCCUACCGCCCAGUGUACACUCUUCUUGUCUUAUUCUCGCUCAUCUGAGUCCGUUCUCCUCCCGCUCCUUCCAGAAUUUCUUUUUUUCGAAGAUUUUCGCCUUCGCUCCCAUUGUCUAGUUCUGUUUCACUUUAAUUUUAUACUGCUCAUUUCGGCAUAUUUCAAUCUGUUGACGUGGAGAGCUUUAUGGCAUAAUUUCAGCUGUUCUGGUGCACACUGGUGUCUACAAACCAGCUGACCGUGAAAAGCGUCAAAGAAAUCAGCCGCAGAAUUGUCAUCGCGACUUCCUUGGCGCCACCGACCUGGUGCUGCCCAGUUUUGAAGUUGCUGAUGUGCUGGAGGGUAUGAAGCUCCUGCUGUUGGAAGAACACUUCAACCCAAAGCUGGCUUAA